This is a messenger RNA of Lotus japonicus, 4983 nucleotides long. RefSeq lists its product as uncharacterized. Lineage: Eukaryota; Viridiplantae; Streptophyta; Magnoliopsida; Fabales; Fabaceae. Gene Ontology annotation, molecular function: RNA-DNA hybrid ribonuclease activity; nucleic acid binding. Gene Ontology annotation, biological process: DNA integration. Bases 1 to 4983 code for a protein of 1660 amino acids. The record is from RefSeq and is a predicted model, not a curated record. The transcript has a single exon.
AUGCAGUACGCUGGGGCCAGCAACCCUUUAUACUGCCGCUGUUUCCCCAUGAGCCUUGGAAAAGGACCCAUGAACUGGUUCCAGAAUUUACCGAGCAACUCACUGCACGACUGGAACGGAGUUGUGUCAUGCUUUUUAGCCCAGUAUUCCUCGGUGCGCAGCAUACCGAAGACCGCGCAGACUUUGGCCUUGGUUAAGCAGAAGGAGAAGGAGUCUCUGAAGGCAUUUCUCAAUCGGUUCAACAAGGAGGCCGGUGAUAUCACCGGACUCCUCCCCGACACAAGGUUGGUCCUGGCUACUGCAGCCCUUGCGCCAGGACCGUUCCUGACCUCUCUGGACGGCAAGCCCGCCAACACUCUGGAGGAAUUCCUAGCUCGAGCAGAAAAAUUCAUAAACAUGGAAGAUGCCGCGACCCUAAGAGCCGCGAGUCAGACGCUCGCGAUCAAAGGACCGCCGAAGUUGAAGGAAAAUAAGGACCAACCUUCGACCCGAGAGUCCCGACGGAAGGGUCAGGACGAACGGAAGUCGAAGCGAAAGAAGUACGAUAGUUAUACCCCACUGAACUCCUCCCUUUCACGCAUCCUGAGGGAGAAAGCCUCCACCGACCUCAGAGACCGUCCCCCCCCACUCCUGACGAGAGGGGACAAGCUGGAUUCCAAGAGAAUCUGUGAGUUCCACGACAGCCCGGGUCACAACACUGACGAGUGCCUGAACCUCAAGGACAAGGUGGAAGAACUAAUCCGAGCAGGAAGACUGUCCAGGUAUGUAGCUGUGUCGACGGGGGCCCUCCAGCGCCCGCGCUCGCCACCCCCAAGACGGUCACCGACCCCUCCAAGACACCGAGACCGGUCUCCUCCCAAACGCCGAUCGGUGGAACGUCGCGACAGGUCUCCUCCGCGUCGCCACAGCCCCGAGCGUCGCCGGAGCCCCGAGCGUCGCGGACGCAGCCGGGAACGGCGAAGAAGCCCCGACCGCCACGGCCGGGAUGAAGUCAGAAGACAACAAGGGAAUAAUCUAGUCAGCGUCGGCUCAAUAGCAGGAGGAUGGGCCGCAGGCGGUCCCACCAACAACAGCCGGAAAAGGAGUACCCGCGUCAUCAUGUCAGCGGCUGGACGGCCCCGACCAGGGUCCCUCCACCCCCCAAGGCAGAAGGUGGCCAUAACCUUCACGGAGGACGAUUACGGCGAGGACACCGGCGAAGAAGAUGACCCCAUCGUCAUUGAAGCUCUGAUCGGCAACGGUAAGAUCCGAAGGACACUCAUCGAUACAGGUAGUUCCGCGGACAUUAUGUUUUAUGAUGCUUAUAAGAGCUUAGGGCUAUCGGUGAAAGACCUGCUCCCCUACGACCAUGAUUUGGUUGGGUUCACAGGGGACAGAGUCCUACCCUUAGGAUAUUUUGAUACUUGCCUUUCCUUGGGAGAUUACAGAAUUUGCAGGACUAUAAAAGCCCGCUUUCUGGUGGUGGAGUGUCCGACGACGUACAACGCCAUUCUUGGCAGGCCAAGCCUCAACACUUUCAGGGCGAUCAUAUCCACCCACCACCUGAUGCUGAAGUACCCCUGGGCAGGAAGGGCGGUACCAGUACGCGGCAAUCUAGAAAUGGCGAGGAGCUGCUACAACUCCAGCUGCAGACUGGCCAGGGAGGAAAGGAAGAAGAAGAAGUCCAAAAUGCACGACCAGCAGAACAACUUUCACGUUCAACACACCAGUUUCAUGACCGACCUUGACCCCCGCGUGGACCAGUCUAGAGACGACCAACGCCUCAAACCCGAUGGGGAGUCCCACCCCAUCCAGGUCGGUCCCCUUCCAGAGAACACUACCAACAUAGCUCGGGACCUUCCCCGAGACCUCUCCAAACGAAUGGAAAAAUUGCUACUUUCCAAUGGGAAGCUGUUUCCCUGGUCGUCAGCCGACAUGCCCGGCAUUGACCCCGCCUUCUGUAGCCACAGACUUUCCGUCGACCGGAAGUUCAAACCAGUUGCUCAGAAGAAGAGGCAGAUGAGCGCUGAGAAGCAGCAGGUUAUCCAGCAACAGACCACAGAGUUGCUUCAGGCCGGAAUCAUUCGGGAGGUCAAGUACACGACCUGGCUCUCUAAUGUGGUCUUAGUCAAGAAGGCAAAUGGGAAGUGGCGCAUGUGCGUCGACUACACUGACCUCAACAAGGCUUGCCCCAAGGACCCGUUUCCCCUACCGAGCAUUGAUGCGCUGGUCGACAGUUCCUCGGGAUACGAAUACCUCUCUCUUAUGGAUGCCUAUUCAGGCUACAACCAGAUUCCCAUGCAUAGGGACGAUGAAGAGAAAACUGCCUUCAUCACCGACCGGGGCACCUACUGUUACACGAUGCUGCCCUUCGGCCUCAACGCAGUGGCGACCUACCAACGGAUGAUGACCCGAAUCUUCGGGGACCUAAUGGGGAAAUCGGUCGAAGUCUACAUUGAUGAUAUUAUAGUCAAGACCCCAAAGGGAGGAGACCACGCGGCAGACCUCGCAGUCGUUUUCGAGCAGUUAAAGAAGCACAACAUGCGCCUCAACCCCGACAAGUGUACUUUUGGCGUUCGAAGCGGGAAGUUUCUGGGGUACAUGCUCACCAACUGCGGCAUUGAGUUGAACCCUGACAAAUGUCAGGCGAUCAUGAAUAUGAAGAGCCCGCGCACAGUCAAGGAAGUCCAACAGCUGGCCAGGCGCAUGGCCGCGAUCGGCCACUUUUUGCCAAAGGCUGCUCUCCGGGCCCUGCCUCUUUACACCCUCCUGAAGAAGGGAGCGACUUUUGAGUGGUCGGCGGAGGCCGACGCUGCUUUCACUCAGCUGAAGGAGACCCUAUCCUCCCCCCCUAUUCUGACUAGCCCAAAACCAGGGGAGACACUAUACCUAUACCUGGCCGUGCGGGAGAAAGCAGUUAGCUCUGUCCUAAUCAGAGAAGAGGAAGGAAGGCAGCUACCAGUCUAUUUUGUCAGCCGUUCAUUGAAGGGUGCGGAGCUCAGGUAUAAGAUGCUGGAAAAGGUGGCACUGACCCUACUAACCACGGCGCGACGCCUAAGGAGGUACUUUCAAGCUCAUCGCAUUGUGGUGCGAACCGAUCAGCCGGUCCGACAGGUCCUUCAUAAGCCUGAUCUAGCCGGUCGGAUGGUAAGCUGGUCCAUCGAGCUCUCCGAGCAUGACAUCCGCUACGAGCCCAGGAGAGCCAUUAAAGCACAAGUCCUAGCGGAUUUCUUGGUCGAACUCACCGAUGAGGAAGAGCCCCCUGCCGAGACUACCUGGGUGGUCAACGUAGAUGGCUCGAGCAACAAGGAAGGUGGCGGGGCUGGAAUCGUAUUGCAAAGUAGCACCGGGAUGGUGGUCGAACAGUCCCUCCGCUUUAACUUCCCAACUACAAACAACCAGGCCGAGUAUGAGGCCUGCAUUGCGGGACUGGUCACAGCCCGAGACCUGGGAGCUAAGGAGAUACUUGUCUGCUGCGAUUCACUUCUAGUCGUCUCACAAGCAAACGGUGAAGCUCAAGCAAAAGAUCCCAUCCUGGAGCAGUACUUGGCCCAUUUGAAGCGACUGGCUUCAACCUUCACCAAAGUGGAAUUCUGCCACGUCCCCAGAGCCCAGAAUGAUCGCGCAGAUACCCUGGCCAAACUGGCCAGCACGGGAAAGCCUGGCCUGAAUGGAACGGUUAUUCAGGGGACCCUAGCCCUCCCCUACGUAGCUGACCCCGAUCGUCCAGUGGGACAAGUUAUGAUGCCGAUCGGUACUGAAGACGAUUGGAGGACCCCGAUCAUCAAGUAUCUCAGAUCAGGAUGGCUGCCCGAGGAGAAAGCUGAAGCCAAGAAGUUGGUACGACGCGCCUCCUGGUACACUAUCGUUAAUGAUGAUCUCUUCAAGCGGGGAUUCUCCACCCCCCUUCUGAAGUGCUUGGCUAAGGACAGAGCAGCCUACGUCCUAGCAGAAAUCCACGAAGGCAGCUGCGGCCACCAUCCGGGCGGGCGUUCCCUUGCCCGAAAGGUACUCAGAGCCGGCUAUUACUGGCCCACCCUAGAGAAAGACGCCGCGGAGCAUGUCAAGCAAUGUGACCCCUGCCAGAGGCACGCCGAUCUGCACAACGCUCCCCCUGCCCGUCUUUCUUCUCUGGUCAGUCCUUGGCCUUUCCACCAGUGGGGCAUGGAUUUAUUGGGCCCGUUCGACACUGCACCCGGCCAACUCAAGUACUUGGUAGUAGCAGUGGAUUACUACACCAAGUGGAUCGAAGCCGAGCCACUAGCAACGAUCACCACAGCUCGAGUGCAACGCUUCUUCUACAAGAACGUUAUAAGUAGGUUCGGAGUCCCCGGGGUCCUGGUCACAGACAAUGGAACCCAGUUUACCUCUAAAGGGUUUAGGGACCUCUUGGACGGGCUACACAUCAAGCAGCGAUUCACUUCUGUCGAACACCCCCAGACGAACGGGCAGGCAGAGUCGGCCAACAGGGUCAUUCUCCGAGGCCUCCGGAAGAGAUUGGGGAGUGCCAAGGGCGACUGGGCCGAGCAGCUCGAUCACGUCCUGUGGGCAUACCGCACCACUCCGCACUCGACUACGGGGGAGAGCCCUUACCGCCUUACCUUUGGCACAGAAGCUGUGAUUCCGGCUGAAAUAGGAGAACCGAGCGCUCGGACAGCGGGUUUCGACCCCAACCAGAACGAUCAACUCAUAGGGGAAGACCUCGACCUCCUAGCUGAAAGGAGAGCGGUAGCCAACUGCAGAGAGCUAAUCGCAAAGCAGCAGGCAGCCAUCCGCUACAACAGGAAAGCAGUUCUCCGCUCCUUUACCACAGGGGACUUGGUCCUCCGGAAGGCCAGCGUCAGGGCACGAUCAACCGAGCGGGGAAAGCUAGCAGCCAACUGGGAAGGCCCUUAUAGGGUGGUCGAAGCAACUGGCACGGGAGCAUACAAGCUGGAAACCCUCGCAGGAAAAGAGAUCCCUCGCACCUGGAACGCAACCAACCUGAGAAGAUACUAUAGUUAA